AAACACAGUUGCAAUUAAAGAAACGAGUGCAUAUCAAAGCUAUAAGUUUAAAUAAUUGAGUUUCGAUCGGAACCAAAAUCAAAACUAACCGAAUCAGCAAAUCAGAGCUUAGUAGAAAAGGAAAACCAAACGCAUAUCCGGAAAAACCACAAGCAAAUUAAAACUAUUGUCACUGUGAAUCAACACGUAUAUGCAGCAAAUAAGAGUUGAAAUCAAAAGGCAAACAUACGCAUAUGGAAAUCAUAUUGGAAAAAAUCCAUAAUAAGCCCAGGCUCUCGAAACUUCGCCCUAAGUCAGUUGAGCUCUAAGGACAAUAAGAGUUAAUCCGCAAACUAAACACAAAUGCAAUUAAAAUAGACGAUGACAUCGGGCGACAAGGAGACCCCGAAGCGAGAAAACUUCACCAGUCCGCUGCAAUAUUUGAUGGGCAGCUGUGUCCGCGGAGCGGAAAUGACUGCGAUGGCGCCCCUUAAUAUGCCCAAAAUGUGGGCCAGGAUCCUGCGGAUGUCCUCCUCGCCAAAGAUAGAAAUCGUUGACUAUCUGAAGGCGGCUGAGUCCGGAAACCUUGACGACUUCAAGCGACUUUUCAUGGCGGACAACUCGCGGAUUUCCUUAAAGGAUGGCAAAGGACGAACGGCUGCUCAUCAGGCGGCGGCCCGCAAUCGGGUUAACAUUUUGCGGUAUAUUCGCGACCAGAAUGGCGACUUUAAUGCGAAGGAUAAUGCUGGCAAUACCCCACUCCACAUUGCGGUGGACAGCGAUGCCUACGAGGCCCUGGACUAUCUUUUGUCUAUACCAGUGGAUACUGGAGUGCUGAACGAGAAGAAGCAAGCGCCAGUCCACCUGGCAACCGAGCUGAACAAGGUUAAGUCCCUGCGGGUCAUGGGUCAGUACCGGAAUGUCAUCGAUAUCCAGCAGGGCGGGGAGCACGGCAGGACCGCCCUGCAUCUGGCGGCCAUCUACGAUCACGAGGAGUGCGCUCGCAUCCUGAUAACUGAGUUCGAUGCAUGCCCCCGUAAGCCCUGUAACAAUGGCUACUAUCCCAUACACGAGGCGGCCAAGAAUGCCAGCUCAAAGACAAUGGAGGUCUUCUUCCAGUGGGGCGAGCAGCGCGGCUGCACCCGCGAGGAGAUGAUAUCCUUUUACGAUUCCGAGGGCAAUGUGCCGCUCCACUCGGCGGUGCACGGAGGGGACAUCAAGGCGGUGGAGCUGUGCCUCAAGUCCGGGGCCAAGAUAUCCACGCAGCAACACGAUCUCUCGACGCCAGUGCACCUGGCCUGUGCCCAGGGAGCCAUUGACAUUGUAAAGCUGAUGUUCGAGAUGCAGCCGAUGGAGAAGCGACUUUGUCUCAGUUGCACGGACGUGCAGAAGAUGACGCCUCUUCACUGCGCCUCCAUGUUCGAUCACCCGGAUAUAGUGUCCUAUCUGGUGGCCGAGGGGGCGGACAUCAAUGCCCUGGACAAGGAGCAUCGCUCACCUCUGCUUUUGGCCGCCUCGCGCAGCGGUUGGAAGACAGUACACCUUCUGAUUCGCCUUGGGGCGUGCAUCAGUGUCAAGGACGCCGCCGCGCGCAAUGUGCUGCACUUCGUCAUAAUGAACGGCGGGCGGCUGACAGACUUUGCCGAGCAGGUGGCCAACUGCCAGACGCAGGCGCAGCUGAAGCUGCUCCUGAACGAGAAGGACAGCAUGGGCUGUUCUCCUCUGCACUACGCCAGCAGGGAUGGGCAUAUCCGUUCCCUGGAGAACCUCAUCCGGCUGGGAGCAUGCAUCAACCUGAAGAACAACAACAAUGAGAGUCCGCUGCACUUUGCAGCCCGCUAUGGGCGGUACAAUACAGUGCGGCAGCUUCUGGACUCCGAGAAGGGUUCCUUCAUUAUCAACGAGAGUGAUGGGGCAGGGAUGACCCCGCUGCAUAUAUCCUCGCAGCAAGGACACACACGGGUGGUGCAACUGCUGCUCAAUCGCGGAGCCCUGCUGCAUCGAGACCACACAGGACGUAAUCCUCUCCAGCUGGCGGCCAUGUCGGGAUACACCGAGACCAUUGAGCUGCUGCACUCGGUGCACUCUCAUCUGCUCGAUCAGGUGGACAAGGAUGGGAACACCGCUCUCCACCUGGCCACCAUGGAGAACAAGCCGCAUGCCAUCUCCGUCCUGAUGUCCAUGGGCUGCAAGCUGGUCUACAAUGUCCUGGACAUGAGCGCCAUCGACUAUGCCAUCUACUACAAAUAUCCGGAGGCCGCUUUGGCCAUGGUGACCCACGAGGAGCGGGCUAACGAGGUGAUGGCCCUGCGAUCGGACAAGCAUCCCUGCGUGACCCUUGCCCUCAUUGCCUCCAUGCCCAAGGUGUUCGAGGCGGUGCAGGACAAGUGCAUCACCAAGGCAAACUGCAAGAAGGACUCGAAGAGCUUCUACAUAAAAUAUUCGUUUUGGCCCUACCAAAAGACACCCGAACAGAUCGAGGCCAAGCGCAAAGAGUUCAAUGACCCCAAGUGGCGACCCUCGCCUUUGGCCGUGGUGAACACCAUGGUCACACACGGCAGGGUGGAACUGCUGGCCCAUCCGCUGAGCCAAAAGUAUCUGCAGAUGAAGUGGAACUCGUAUGGAAAGUACUUUCACCUGGCCAACCUGCUGAUCUACUCGAUAUUUCUGGUCUUUGUGACGAUCUACUCUUCGUUAAUGAUGAACAACAUUGAGUUGAAGGCUGGAGAUAACAGGACGAUGAGUCAGUACUGCAACAUGGGUUGGGAGCAGCUGACCAUGAAUCUCUCGCAGAAUCCUGCGGUGGCUUCCCAGAUUCGUUUGGAUUCCUGCGAAGAACGCAUCAAUCGAACCACAGCAAUUCUUUUCUGCGCGGGGGUCAUCGUGGUCUACAUAGUGCUCAACUCUAUGCGGGAACUAAUACAGAUUUACCAGCAAAGACUACAUUAUAUCUUGGAGACGGUGAACCUUAUAUCCUGGGUGCUGUAUAUAUCUGCUCUAGUGAUGGUUACACCGGCCUUUCAGCCAGAUGGAGCCAUAAAUACCAUACAUUAUUCGGCCGCCUCGAUCGCAGUGUUUCUAUCCUGGUUCCGACUGCUUCUGUUCCUGCAGAGAUUCGAUCAAGUGGGCAUCUAUGUGGUCAUGUUCCUGGAGAUCCUGCAGACGCUCAUCAAGGUGCUGAUGGUAUUCUCCAUACUGAUCAUUGCCUUUGGCCUGGCUUUCUAUAUACUACUUUCCAAGAUUAUUGACCCCCAACCGAACCACUUGUCCUUCUCCAACAUACCCAUGUCCUUGCUGCGAACAUUCUCAAUGAUGCUGGGCGAGCUGGACUUUGUGGGCACCUAUGUAAACACCUAUUAUAGGGAUCAGUUGAAGGUGCCCAUGACCUCCUUCUUGAUACUGAGCGUCUUUAUGAUCCUCAUGCCCAUUCUCCUGAUGAACCUGCUCAUCGGUUUGGCCGUCGGCGAUAUAGAGUCAGUGCGUCGCAAUGCCCAACUUAAGCGGCUGGCCAUGCAGGUGGUGCUCCACACAGAGCUGGAGAGGAAGCUGCCCCACGUCUGGCUGCAGCGAGUCGACAAGAUGGAGCUCAUCGAGUAUCCCAACGAGACCAAGUGCAAGCUCGGCUUCUGCGAUUUUAUCCUGCGCAAGUGGUUCUCCAAUCCGUUUACCGAAGAUUCCUCCAUGGACGCCAUAUCCUUCGACAACAAUGAUGACUACAUCAACGCCGAGUUGGAGCGGCAGAGGCGAAAGCUGCGCGACAUAAGUCGCAUGUUGGAGCAACAGCACCAGCUGGUGCGGCUCAUUGUCCAGAAGAUGGAGAUCAAGACGGAGGCGGACGACGUGGACGAGGGUAUAUCCCCCAAUGAACUACGAUCCAUGGUGGGCCUGAGAUCGGCGGGCGGAAAUAGAUGGAACUCACCCCGAAUCCGGAACAAACUAAGGGCUGCCUUGAGUUUCAAUAAGAGCAUGUAGAUUCCGCCGAUAUUGGCGGGUCUCUUAGCUUUAUAAAUAUAUCUCUGUGUUGUCCCAAGUAGAAAUAUUGCACCUACAUAUUUAAAUUAAUCUCUUUUGUGUGUACAACGUGGAUCGUGUGUGUGCAUUUGGAUAUCGUACUGUGUGAGGUCCUAAAAGGAAUUGUGCAACGAAUUUAUAGGCAAGGAUCAUGGGCUGUUUUAGUAACUCGAACAAGCUGUGGCAUUCAACAGAUCUAUUGUAGUUUUAAAUGCUAUUUGCAAAGUAUGCAUUGUU
Molecule: messenger RNA, 4227 nt
Organism: Drosophila subpulchrella
Lineage: Eukaryota; Metazoa; Arthropoda; Insecta; Diptera; Drosophilidae
Gene: TrpA1
Product: transient receptor potential cation channel subfamily A member 1
Exons: 15
Coding region: 361-3951 (1196 amino acids)
Biological process (GO): transmembrane transport; monoatomic ion transport
Cellular component (GO): membrane
Molecular function (GO): protein binding; monoatomic ion channel activity
Source: RefSeq, a predicted model, not a curated record